AUGACGCGCCAAUCACAGCGCGACAUCUGGCUGCACCAGAUGCUGCCGCCCCGCGCCUGCCAGGGCCGGCGCCUGCUGCUCGUGCCAUGGAGCACAGGCAUGUACCAUGGCGUGGGGUCGCAGGUGAGCACAGGCAUGUACCAUGGCGUGGGGUCGCAGGUGAGCACGGGCAUGUACCAUGCUGCAUGCUGCAUGUGCCGUGUGGAACACAGCUGUGCACAACGGGGUGAGCAGGGCGGAUGGGAGUGUUUCUUCUUCCCCAUCGUCGCCCCGGACUGCGAGGACGAGCUCAACCGCCUGCGGGCGCAGGACGCCAUCGGGGACUGUGUCACGGGGGAGGAGCUUGGGUUGGCAGAGAGGAGGAGAGGAGAUGCCAGUGGGGUGUGCGUUACGGGGGAGGAGCUGGGGUUCGAUAGAGCCGCACAGUCGGAGCAGCAGGUGCGUGUGGGCAUGUGGCAAGAAGGGGUGUUGGCGUGUGCGGGAGGUCGCGGUGCUGGUUCGCAAGCCCCAUGGGAGGAGCUGCGGCAUGGGAGGAGCUGCGGCAUGGGAGGAGCUGCGGCAUGGGAGGAGCUGCGGCAUGGGAGGAGCUGCGGCAUGGGAGGAGCUGCGGCAUGGGAGGAGCUGCGGCAUGGGAGGAGCUGCGGCAUGGGAGGAGCUGCGGCAUGGGAGGAGCUGCGGCAUGGGAGGAGCUGCGGCAUGGGAGGAGCUGCGGCAUGGGAGGAGCUGCGGCAUGGGAGGAGCUGCGGCAUGGGAGGAGCUGCGGCAUGGGAGGAGCUGCGGCAUGGGAGGAGCUGCGGCAUGGGAGGAGCUGCGGCAUGGGAGGAGCUGCGGCAUGGGAGGAGCUGCGGCAUGGGAGGAGCUGCGGCAUGGGAGGAGCUGCGGCAUGGGAGGAGCUGCGGCAUGGGAGGAGCUGCGGCAUGGGAGGAGCUGCGGCAUGGGAGGAGCUGCGGCAUGGGAGGAGCUGCGGCAUGGGAGGAGCUGCGGCAUGGGAGGAGCUGCGGCAUGGGAGGAGCUGCGGCAUGGGAGGAGCUGCGGCAUGGGAGGAGCUGCGGCAUGGGAGGAGCUGCGGCAUGGGAGGAGCUGCGGCAUGGGAGGAGCUGCGGCAUGGGAGGAGCUGCGGCAUGGGAGGAGCUGCGGCAUGGGAGGAGCUGCGGCAUGGGAGGAGCUGCGGCAUGGGAGGAGCUGCGGCAUGGGAGGAGCUGCGGCAUGGGAGGAGCUGCGGCAUGGGAGGAGCUGCGGCAUGGGAGGAGCUGCGGCAUGGGAGGAGCUGCGGCAUGGGAGGAGCUGCGGCAUGGGAGGAGCUGCGGCAUGGGAGGAGCUGCGGCAUGGGAGGAGCUGCGGCAUGGGAGGAGCUGCGGCAUGGGAGGAGCUGCGGCAUGGGAGGAGCUGCGGCAUGGGAGGAGCUGCGGCAUGGGAGGAGCUGCGGCAUGGGAGGAGCUGCGGCAUGGGAGGAGCUGCGGCAUGGGAGGAGCUGCGGCAUGGGAGGAGCUGCGGCAUGGGAGGAGCUGCGGCAUGGGAGGAGCUGCGGCAUGGGAGGAGCUGCGGCAUGGGAGGAGCUGCGGCAUGGGAGGAGCUGCGGCAUGGGAGGAGCUGCGGCAUGGGAGGAGCUGCGGCAUGGGAGGAGCUGCGGCAUGGGAGGAGCUGCGGCAUGGGAGGAGCUGCGGCAUGGGAGGAGCUGCGGCAUGGGAGGAGCUGCGGCAUGGGAGGAGCUGCGGCAUGGGAGGAGCUGCGGCAUGGGAGGAGCUGCGGCAUGGGAGGAGCUGCGGCAUGGGAGGAGCUGCGGCAUGGGAGGAGCUGCGGCAUGGGAGGAGCUGCGGCAUGGGAGGAGCUGCGGCAUGGGAGGAGCUGCGGCAUGGGAGGAGCUGCGGCAUGGGAGGAGCUGCGGCAUGGGAGGAGCUGCGGCAUGGGAGGAGCUGCGGCAUGGGAGGAGCUGCGGCAUGGGAGGAGCUGCGGCAUGGGAGGAGCUGCGGCAUGGGGGAUUUGAGCAGUGCAGCACAGCAGCAGGUGGGGAAUGCUUAUCUGCCUUCCCCCCCCUCCUGCCCCGCCCUGACUGCCUCACCCUGUGCGGUGUGCCUCGAUCCCACCACGGACGUCUUCAUGAGCUACGAGGGCCGGGCAGCAUCGCUGUGGGGCGAUGCAUACCUGGUGGACGCUGACGUGGUGGAGCAUGGCGGCCACGUGGCGCCUACCAGCGCCGACACCAAGAUGGUGCACUGGUGGCGGGCGCAGGCGGUGCGCUUCAUGCUGAGGUGGCCAUCAGCCCAUCUCUGCCACGUCAUCAACCAACAGAGACACACCGCCUAUGGCAUGCACGUCGCCAAUCGCAUCGCUUCGCUCCACGCCUCCUCUCACUCCUCUCACUCGACCACUCCCCCAUCCUCUUCCCCUUCCUCUCACCUCUCCUCGCUCCAUGCCUUCUCACUCGCUCUCCAGCAUUAUGAGUCUUGUGGUACUGAUGCUUCACCUCCUGCCACUGCCACUGCUGCUGCUGCUUCUGCUGCUGCUGGCACUUUUGGCAGUAACACUCUUGAGGAUCCCCUACCAACCACCAGCACUCUUUGGCACCGCAUGUCACCGCCCAGCACACCCACAGACCUAGCCAGAGAGCCAUACAUGCAGCGACCGGUGGUGAGCAUGCACGUGAGGCAGAGCGACAAGCUAUCAGAGAUGAGGGUGCUGUCGCUGCCCGCCCACAUGUUCCUCGCCUACCGCCUUCGCCGGGCGCUGGUGGACCUCCGACACGUGUGGCUGAACACGGAGGCACAGUCAGUGAUCAACGAGACGGCGUACUACCCCGACUGGCACUUCCUCUUCGCCACCAACGCCCGCCAGCCCUCCCACUCGGAGCGCAACCGCGAGUACGACGCCGCACAGUCCGUGGCUGCCAGCCUGGCGAGUGCGCUCAUAGCAGCGCAGUGCAAUGUGUUCGUGGGGUCGCUGGGGUCCAACUGGAGCCGCCUCAUCAACGAGCUCAGAGCUACCAGUGGGCGGCUGUAUAGUGGAUUCGUGGCCACGAACCUGGGCGAGUGGUAA
Molecule: messenger RNA, 3033 nt
Organism: Closterium sp. Naga37s-1
Lineage: Eukaryota; Viridiplantae; Streptophyta; Zygnematophyceae; Desmidiales; Closteriaceae
Source: the annotation of a GenBank genome assembly